Molecule: messenger RNA, 762 nt
Organism: Prunus armeniaca (apricot)
Lineage: Eukaryota; Viridiplantae; Streptophyta; Magnoliopsida; Rosales; Rosaceae
Source: the annotation of a GenBank genome assembly
AUGGCAGCAAUGUCAGUGAUUAGCUUCACAUCAUUAGCCAAUGCUGGGUUCUCAGAGCUGAGAGGAAAGCACAUGCAAUAUUCCAAGUUCUGGAAUUUCAAUUCUUCUCAAAAAUCAGCAGAUAAAAAGCAGAAAAUUCCACAACUAUCUGGUAGAACAGGCAUGCUGAUUUUGUAUGCUCCCGCGUUUCUAGCCGCUCUCUCAUGCUUGCUGUGUUUUCCCCAUCACAGUACCAGGCAUCUGUUGCUCUCCUCAGCUUUAACCCUUCAUUUUCUUAAAAGGCUUCUUGAGGUUCAGUUUGUGCACAGCUACAGUGGAGGUAUGAGUAUUGACACUGCAAUCCCUAUCUCUCUCAGUUACUUCCUGUCAACAGCAACCAUGAUUUAUGGUCAAAACCUAACCCAAGGGCUUCCAGAGCCCCCAAUUGAUUUGAAGGAGACUGGGAUUCUCUUGUUUCUGAUAGGAAUUUCUGGCAACUUCUAUCAUCACUACAUUCUUUCAAAAAUGAGGUUAAAGGGUGACAAGGAGUAUAAGAUUCCAAAGGGUGGUUUGUUUGAACUUGUGAUAUGCCCCCACUAUUUCUUUGAGAUCAUGGGAUUUGUUGGGGUUUCUUGCAUUUCUCAGACUCUCUAUGCAUUCUCCUUCGCCAUGGGAACUGCACUCUACUUGACGGGAAGGAGCUGCGCCACCAGGAAAUGGUAUCUUUCCAAGUUUAAAGAGUUUCCCCAAACUGUCAAGGCUCUCAUUCCAUAUGUUUUGUAG